UCCAGUCUGGGAGUAUGAGACGGACAGAUGUGUCUAAUCUAUCCUCGUUAUAACCUUGUAUCACGCAACCAAGUUUCAUGGUCAUCCUCCAUAGAAUGACACCAAGUUAUUUCAAGUGCACCUGGUGAUUUCAUUGAUGUUCAAAUGAUGAAAAUGCAAUCAAAAACAUGAAUAUUAGCUGCCGUCUGCAGUUUAGCAGAGUUCUUCUGGGGUUUUCUAUAGUUUGUAUUCUACUAGUGUUCGCGUUUAGUCAAUUCGGUUUCAAUGGUUAUCAAGUUGAAAUAAUUCCAGGCAGUUUGCUACAGAGGAAUAUUGAAAAACUACCGCGAAAUCUGGGAGUGAAUAUCAGGUACUGGCUAUCGAGAAACAUAAAGUGGGAAUAUUUACAUUGUAGUCAGAACGAAAAUGAAACAUACAAUGCUCUGUUAAGCAGAUGGAUUGCAAAGUUAUCAAGAACAAUUGGAAUAAUGGAUGGCCAAUCAUUAUUCUUUGCCAAUACAGGCUGUUUAAAAUGGCUUAGACAAUUUCGUACCCAGUUUCCCAAACUCAACCUUGGUGGAUCCGACGAAGACUACGGAGCGGUCGAUCACGCGAGACGUUUCUUCAACGACACCGCACGAAAAUUUGUCGAACGUUUAUCAGAAGCACGAAACGACAGCUUUGAUCACGCUAUAAAUUUCGCGGGCUUACAAACGAUGCGCGCCGAUAUACAAUGUUUAAAAGCGAAAGCUAUCUUGAGAACAUUAAAAAAUGGAGGGAUUUUGUACAUUGGACAUAACCUGGAACGAGACUGCAGAACUGAUGCAUGCAAACAAUGUCUACUUGAGUCGCAGAAAAUAGGUUUUACAAUUCUGAACAAAUGUUUUUGGCGUAAAGAUUGUUUCGGACAGCCAAGAAAGGCUUAUGACAUUUAUUAUGUUUUGGAGCGAAACUUUUUCGGAUCUGCUAAAGAUUUUCCCGAAUGCAGAACCGGCGUAUUCGUACGAAAGAACUCCAACUAUGGCCAUACGAAUAAAUCACUACCGGCACUUAGACCCUCUGAUAUUUAUUACCAAUGUUAAUGUUAAGAUUCGAUGAAUUUAUUUAUGUAAUUUUAAAAAUAGAUAACGUAAUAUUUGGCAAUAGAUACUUCCAC
Messenger RNA from Dendronephthya gigantea, 1135 nucleotides. RefSeq lists its product as uncharacterized. The record is from RefSeq and is a predicted model, not a curated record. The transcript has a single exon. The coding region runs from base 168 to 1061 and encodes 297 amino acids. NCBI's taxonomy places the organism in Eukaryota, Metazoa, Cnidaria, Anthozoa, Malacalcyonacea, Nephtheidae.